Messenger RNA from Malania oleifera, 3103 nucleotides. RefSeq names its product formin-like protein 11. NCBI's taxonomy places the organism in Eukaryota, Viridiplantae, Streptophyta, Magnoliopsida, Santalales, Ximeniaceae. Gene Ontology annotation, molecular function: actin filament binding. The transcript has 4 exons. Bases 13 to 2976 code for a protein of 987 amino acids. Gene Ontology annotation, biological process: actin cytoskeleton organization; actin nucleation. The record is from RefSeq and is a predicted model, not a curated record.
UGUGGGUAGAGCAUGGGUUCUGAGAUUCUACACAUGAUCCUCACCAUCUUCAUGAUCACUUCAUUCCAAACUACCCACAUUGUGAUUGCAGAUGCCUCAUUGAAUGCUCUGGAGAGUUUCAACAGUCGUGGCCUACAACAGCUGUAUUUCAUGGAGAGCAAUGGGGUUAUCAAAGAAAAUCAGAUUGAGAAAGUUGCAGGAGAGGAUGAAAAUGAAGAAAAGAAGGAUUUCAUCUUGGAAAAGUUCAGAAGUUUGCUAGGACUGAAGAGGAUCAGCGCAAGAAGUCAUCCAUCUCCUGGAGAGAGUACCGAUCAGUAUGUCUCACCAGCACCUUCUCCAUCACCCACCAUUGAAGCUGGAGCUCCAGCCCCUGCUCCUGCAACAUUGCCUGUCCAUGUGCACUCACACCAUUCACCGCCUCACCGGUAUGCCAUUCCAUCACCCCACGAGAUUCUCAAGAAGGACAAAGAUGAAACUAGAACUAGAAAAAGAAUUCUACUGCCAGUUCUUGUGUCUGUUGGAAUAGCUUUCGUAACUUGUGCACUUGGGCUCAUCUGGUUCAGAAAAUAUCGAAAAGGAACAAUGUCAAUAUACAACAACAGAGGAGCCAGAGGUAAAUCAAAGCAUGUGAAUUCCAAAUAUUCAACUAGCAAGGUGAGCCUCAAUCCCGGCCUUGACCUUUUCUAUCUAAAUUCAGUAGGAAUGGACAUAGAGAGACAAACUUCAUGUCUUAAACAGAGUCCUGAAAUGGUGAACACUCCAUCAAAUCGAAACACAUCAAAUUCACCAUUGCAUGACAGGGAAGAAUCGGAACGGGAACCAACAAGUAUCGAAGACGAUAAUGUUAGUUCAUCUACUAGGGAAAUUUCAUUAGUUCAUGAAGAUGCACAAUCAAUAAAAUAUGAAUCUGAAGAAUCCACUAAGGAAAUUACAUCAGUUCAUGAGCGUGUGGAGUCCAUAAAAUACGAAUCUGGAGAUGAAGAAUCCAUGAAAUACGAAUCUGAUGGUGGGAACUCUUCCUCUGCAGAUAAAAUUAUACCCAUUGAUGCACAUUCAUCAGAUGACGAGUCUUUUCAUUCUCCCUGUGAUUCACAUUCCUCUACUGUCAGGCUUUCCAAUGCUUCAGCUGGCAGUUUUAGUGAGACAUCAGAAAUUUUCUCCCCAAAUGUGUCAAAGAUAUCAGUAGCUUCAUCUCCAUACUCUUCUUUUAACCCAGCAAUUCCAAUGACAGCCUCAGCUCUCAUCUCAACCACGGCUGCCAGUUUACAGUCAAAUCCUCCACAAUGUCCUUGCAGUCCAAAACAGAAUAUACUGACAGAUUCAUGUUCUUUGAGCGGUCAGAAGGACAUCCAGCAGGUGCAGACACCCCCCAUGCCCCCGACGCCACCAGCUCCACCACCCCCUCCACCUCCGUCCUCACGCAUACGCAUUUUAUAUUCUCAUUCUUUUUUUACAACUAAAACAGCAUCUAAAGCCUCGUGCUCUGCUACACUGCCAAGCUCUUCCUCUCCUAGUGGAUUUUCAGAAUCUUCUUCGGGAUCAAACCAAACUCCGGAACAAGACUUCCCUUCUUCACCUCGAAGACCUCCUAAACCUACCCCAACUACAGAAGGUAUUCCUCCACCACCACCACCACCAUUUCUAAAAGGAAAUGGCAACUCUAUCAAAGCGCCACCUCCUCCGCCAUCUCAUUUUCCACAACUCAUGCCGUUUGGAAAAGAUGGAGCGCCACUCCCAAAACUGAAACCACUUCAUUGGGACAAAGUUAGAGCCACGCCUGAUCGUUCUAUGGUGUGGGACAAACUGAGAUCAAGCUCAUUUGAACUCGACGAGAAAAUGAUAGAGUCGCUUUUUGGAUACAACUUACAAGACUCAAUGAAGAAUGACGAAGCAAAGAGCAAGAGCCCUUCUCCAACCAAGCACGUCCUUGAGCCAAAGAGACUACAGAACAUAACAAUACUCUCAAAAGCCUUGAAUGUCACUGCUGAGCAAGUCUGUAGUGCACUUCAACAAGGGGAUGGCUUGUCUUUACAACAAAUAGAGGCACUGGUUAAGAUGGUACCCACCAAAGAAGAAGAGGCUAAGCUCUCAAGCUAUACAGGAGACAUCAAUGAACUGGGCUCGGCUGAGAGGCUUGUCAAGGCAAUGCUUAAUAUACCAUUUGCCUUUCAAAGAAUUGAAGCCAUGUUCUACAGAGACACCUUUGAAGAUGAGGUAGUUCAUCUCAGAAAGUCUUUUUCAGUCCUAGAGGAGGCAUGCAAGGAACUGCGAUCCAGCCGCCUCUUCCUGAAAUUACUUGAAGCUGUGCUUAAAACAGGAAACAGAAUGAAUGUGGGAACAAUCAGGGGAGGUGCUAGAGCAUUUAAGCUUGACGCUCUUCUAAAGCUUGCUGAUGUGAAAGGAACUGAUGGGAAAACUACCUUGCUCCACUUUGUCGUCCAAGAAAUAGUUCGGUCAGAAGGAAUAAAAGUAUCAGAGAGCAUCAUGGGGAAGCUCAGUCAGAAAAACAAGAGCAGAACUGCUGAAGAAAGAGAAGAAAAUUACAGAAGAAUGGGCCUAGACCUUGUGUCUGGUCUGAGCACCGAGCUGUGCAACGUGAAGAAGACGGCCUCCAUAGACUUGGAUGUUCUUGCGAACUCGGUUUCAAACCUAUCAGAUGGAAUGGCUAAGUUGCAACAUCUGCUGCACAAGGACUGUGUAGAUGACAAAAGCCGAAACUUUGUCCACUCGAUGAGAAUGUUCCUAAGUCAUGCAGAGAAGAAUCUGAAGGAGUUGCAGGAAAAUGAAGACGGAGUCCUACUACUAGUUAAAGAGAUUACAGAAUAUUUUCAUGGGGAUGUGAGCAAAGAUGAAGCAAACCCACUUCGCAUUUUCGUGAUCGUAAGAGAUUUUCUCAGCAUGUUAGACCGCGUGUGUAAAGAGUUAAGAAGCUCGAAGGUUCAAAGCAGUAAAAACCCUCUAGCCCCCUUCCGGUAGAGAGCACAUUGGUUGGUUUGUCUAUGUUUAGAGUGCAUGAGUUUUAUUUAGAAUCUUGGAUUGUUCAGAUUGAUUGGUGUUGCAUCAAGGUGUUGUACUAACAAAUAACAAUCAGAGUUAUAUUCAA